Penicillium digitatum Pd1 is the source of this 1590-nucleotide messenger RNA. RefSeq names its product rhomboid protease PCP1. The record is from RefSeq and is a predicted model, not a curated record. Gene Ontology annotation, cellular component: membrane. NCBI's taxonomy places the organism in Eukaryota, Fungi, Ascomycota, Eurotiomycetes, Eurotiales, Aspergillaceae. Gene Ontology annotation, molecular function: serine-type endopeptidase activity.
AUGUUGCCAAUUCCGAGCCUUCUAUCCCAACCAUCCUCUCGCCCAUAUCGACCAACUCCAACCCCGAUAUCCCCACAAAAAUUCAACCCGGUCUCUACCCCCCGCCGCUUCAAACGUACAUCCGCCACGUCUCCAACGCCAAAGCCUAAAUCGGAUCCCUCGGAGGUCUCCCCUCGCCAAAAGCCCUUCUCUGAUGCCAAUAUCAAAGCCAUCUUUGGCCCCGCCAAGUUCAACGCAAAACUAGGAAACCGUAUCCUGGCCGUCCUGCACGGUCACCGUCUGAGCGGCACGCUCGAUGCAGACUUGCCAAUUGACAUUGCCCGCGUUACCACCAAGCAGCACAUUGACAAUGCUUUGGAAUGGCUCCGCGAUGAGUACCCCAUCGAUGAGGAUGCCGCUAUCUUCGCCCGGAUUGAGCGUGAGGAGCGCGCCGCGGAAGAGAUGCUCGUGCGCCGCGCGGAGAAGCUAGGCUUGUAUAAGCCGCAGAGCGGUUCUUAUGAUGCUGAGCUCGGUGAGGAGGGGUCUCCUUAUGGCAAGAGUGUUUUGAAAGAGGCCCGCGAGAGGAAUGAGAAGCGCUUGUUGGCUGAACAAGAACGGAAACGGCAGGAGUGGCUCGAUGGUGAGAAAGAAGAACACGAACGGUUAAAGCGGGAAUUUGGGAAGAACACUUCCCUGCAGCAGUACCAGGAGGCUGCGCUCACGGAGGCUCGUCCCCGUGCGGAUCCUAUCGAGAGGCCGUAUCUCGCUUGGGUCCAGAAGCAUCAUAUUGCCGCUACCAAUGAGAGUCCUGAGUCGAUGAAUAUCACCAAUUCUCAGCGUCUGCUCGCUCCGCUUCUGUUCUCGAUCGUGGUUCUCGCCCUUUGCUAUACUUUGGCUCAGAAAUAUGAGCUCCCAGCACGAAAGGACCGCAUCAUGCCGGAUGUGCCCCCUGCUGUGGCUACUGUGGGCGUUAUUGUGGCAGCUAACGUUGCAGUCACAUUGCUAUGGAAAUACAUCCCCCCCGCGUGGAAACUGCUCAACCGUUACUUCGUGAUUGUGCCCUUCUAUCCCAGCUCACUGGGUAUGAUUGGAAGCACAUUCAGUCAUCAGACAUGGAGACAUCUUGGGACUAAUAUGAUGGUCCUGGGACUUAUGGGAACCAGAGUCCACGAUGAAAUUGGCCGUGGAAACUUUUUGGCCAUCUACUUCGCGUCCGGUGUCAUGGGAUCUGUCUUCUCAUUGACACGUAGUGUCAUCUUCGGCCGCCUGGGCAUGACCUCCCUUGGAGCCAGUGCUGCAACUAGUGGUAUCGUCGCCGCAUGGUGCAUGUCUCACUUCAAUGACAAACUCACCUUGUGGAUCCUUCCCCAGGGGCUCCAAGAGCAGAUUUGGACAUACGGCUGGGUCUUCCUUGCCUGCCUAGUUGGCACUGAGGUCUUCAGCUUGCUAGCUCCCGCGUUCUUAUUCCGAGCUUGGCCCCUCUCUCGGCUGACCAAGAUGGACCACGCUGCGCAUCUAGGGGGGUAUGUGACUGGUGCCGGAUGUGGAUACACCCUCCUACAGAAAAAGAAGGAGCGUGAGAGAAAGGCAAGACAGUCAAGGUGGAUCUAA